Molecule: messenger RNA, 1200 nt
Organism: Tetrahymena thermophila SB210
Lineage: Eukaryota; Ciliophora; Oligohymenophorea; Hymenostomatida; Tetrahymenidae
Product: potassium cation channel protein
Exons: 3
Biological process (GO): potassium ion transport
Cellular component (GO): plasma membrane
Molecular function (GO): calmodulin binding; small conductance calcium-activated potassium channel activity
Source: RefSeq, a predicted model, not a curated record
AUGGAGGUUUAGAAUUAAACAAUCGAUGAUUAAAUAAGACCAUAAUUAAAGUAAAUGAAUUGCUUCUGUAUGGUAAAUCAAGUAAAAUUUGUGAGACUAGAGAAAUAUUUGUAGGAAAGAAUCAAUAAAAUGUACAGCUACUAUUAACACUAUGAAAUAUUAACUUUAGCUACUGUUAUAAUAACACAUCAUGUAGAUAGAUAGUGUUUAUAUGCUAUUUAUCCGUUUUUUAUUAUAAACAUAAUGGUCAAUGCUAUUUACUUUAACAUAAUUUCUACUUACUAUGAUAAUUUACUUUACAAUAUUAUCUUUUUCAUCCUAAAAAUUGCUUAUCCACUUCCUUUUAUGGAGGAUGUAGAUAUCUCUUAGUAUAACUCACUUUACUUCUUAGUUUACUGCUUUUAUAUUCACAGAUUUUACUAUGUUAUUCAACUUAUUUCAAUCUAUAACUUCCAAAGGCUGAGAAGAGCGAAGAACAUUGUUUUCAUCAAAAAGUUUGAAGCAUCUUUGUUAAACAAAAAAAAUGAUAAGAAUUAAAGAUAAAGUGAGACUAUUUGGAAAUAACUCUAUAAUAAAAAUAGAAAAGCUGCACUAUAACUCUCAAAUAGAAUAAUACAACAAACAUUUGAUGAUCUUUUUCUUUAAAUUAAAUACUUAUUUCACUUUAAACCUUUUCUUAUUACCUUGUUUCUAAUAGUCAUAACAACUAUGAUCCUUUCAUAUCUAUUCUAAUAAUCAGAGGAUUCAUAUUAUUCUUCAAAUCCUACUCAAGCAGAAAACUUGGAUGUAAGAGAAUAUUAAAACAGCUUGUAUUUUGUAAGUAUCACUUUUAGGACAAUAGGUUAUGGUGACAUAUCACCUAAAACUUUGAUUGGUAAGAUAAUAGCCUGUAUUACUUCUUUGUGGGGUAUAAUAUUUACAUCUUUAUCUCUUUAUAUCUUCAACCAACACUUUGCAUUAACUGAAAAAGAAAAAAAGGAAUUAAAUAUUGAUAAUAUUCCAGAAUCAGAGUAAAAUUCUGAGGAACGUUAAAAAUAGUAAACCAUUAAUCAAUAUUAAGAAAUCAUAGUGAAUUUAGGUAGAAUCAGAAAUAAAUUUAAUUUAAAAUCAUAACUUCAAUAUAAUUAAUUUGUUAUAGACUAAAUUCAAAAGAACAACAUUAUAAAAAGAAUAUAAAUUUUAUAAAAAUUUAAUUAUUGA